AUGAACAGGAACCAAUGUUUAAGAAAGAUUACACGUCGGUGGGUGCCACAUUUUUUAACUAAAGCUCAAAAGCAGGAUCGUGUUGAUUAUUGCCUGGAAAUGCUCGAAAAGUUCGAUGGCGGAAGAUCAAAACGUGUUUAUGACAUUAUUACUGGUGAUGAAAGCUGGUUUUACUAUUAUGAUCCAGAGACGAAGCGCCAAAGCCAAAUUUGGGUUGCAAGAAGUGAUCCUCACCCAACGAAAACAGUUACAGCUAAGUGGUAUACAGAUGAAUGUUCUUCAAAUGUUUUAAAACAAGUAGAGGAACGUCGACGUCUUAAUGAUCUUAUUAUUCACUAUGACAAUGCAUCAGCUCACAAGGCAACACAAACAAUGGAAUAUUUAAAUAUUCAACGUGUUAAAUUAAUGGGUCAUCCAGCGUGUUCACCAGACUUAAGUCCCUGCGACUUCUGGUUAUUUCCAAAAAUUAAAGAACAACUUCGUGGAAAACAUUUCCAGGAUAUUAAUGAACUUCAUGCUGCUGUCCAGGAGCAAAUGGACGGUCUUCGAAAAGAAGAUUUCUACCAAUGCUAUGAACAAUGGUUUGAAAGAAUGAAUAAGUGCAUUAGUGUACAAGGCAAGGCGGAAAAAGCUCACUUCGCCACUCCACGGAGUAAACCGCACUCCAUAGCACUCCGUACAAUGGUUCGGAGUGGCGAAAGAUAUAUAAAAGUGAAAAUUGAACGUUACACAACUUCUAUUUCGGUUGAAAGAAAAAUGUUGCAAUUUGAACAACUACCUCCCGAGAUAAUUUUAGACAUAUUUCUACGAUUAGAACCGUCAGCCCUUUAUCAUUCAUUUUUCAAUCAAAAUCAACAUCUGAAUAAUGUAAUUCGUCUUUGUUAUGCAAGAACUGAAUUAUGUUUUACUACAAAUAUCAUGUUCAAUUUUUAUUGUCAAAAGAUUCUUGUUCAUAUGUUCAAUCCUCAACGACAAAUUGUUUCGUUAAGUUUGACAAGCAAACACAAUCGUUUCAAAGAAUUUCAUUCGUUAUUUAAUCUUGAAGAAUUUACAAAUAUUAAACAAUUACGUCUCAUUAGUUUAUCAUCAAAUGAUGCUAAAAAACUGCUAGAUAUUUUACCAAAACUACGGCGUAGCUUGACAACAUUGAAAAUUUUAUUUUCAGUCCGCCAACAAGGGUUUUAUGCGCAAAAAUUAUGCGAAAUGGUAUUAUGUAGUCAAACAAUGUCAGUAUUAAAAAGAUGUGUUUUAACAUUUUAUGAUUUUAUUCGAAAACUUGAUAAAAUUUCAACAUCAAAUAUUGAAUAUUUAGAAAUUGGUAAUAUAUUAAUUCAAGACUUAAUGCGAUUAUUUCAAUAUCUGCCAAAACUAAGACGUUUAGCUGCUCAUUCAGAGACACAUUUUCGUCAUUAUCCAGUGUCUUCCGAGUAUUUAAUACCAGUUGUAUUUUUACCAACAUUGACACAUUUAAAAUUAAAUUAUUUUGUUCCUCUGUCGAAUAUUGAAACCUUGCUAAAAUGCAUUCCAAAUUUAAAAUAUUUAAAAAUGACAUUAUACGAUAGAGAACUUGUCAGUGGUUUAAGGUGGGAACAAAUGAUAAAUCAAUAUUUACCAUUAUUGCGUCGGUUCAUAUUAAGACUUACAGUACUUAACUAUCAACAAGAAACAUUACUCGAUAUAAACCAUAUAAUCGAAACAUAUAAAACACAAUUUUGGCUCGAUCAUAAAUGGUACAUUGGAAUCGACUUAGGUGAGAUUCACGAUUUAACUGCAUGA
Molecule: messenger RNA, 1776 nt
Organism: Didymodactylos carnosus
Lineage: Eukaryota; Metazoa; Rotifera; Eurotatoria; Philodinida; Philodinidae
Source: the annotation of a GenBank genome assembly